CCCCGGGCCGGGACUCAGAGCGGAAAUUCCUGCGCGGGCUGGACGCAGCGGGCGGUGAUCCGCGCGGGCGGAGCUCGGCCAUGGAGCCUGUAGAGACUUGGACCCCCGGGAAGGUGGCAGCUUGGCUGAGAGGCCUCGAUGAAUCCCUGCAGGACUAUCCCUUUGAGAACUGGGAGCUACCUGGCAAGUACCUGCUCCAGCUCUGUCCCCGCAGUCUUGAGGCUCUGACUGUGUGGCCUCUGGGCCACCAGGAGCUCAUCCUGGAUGGAGUGGAACAGCUCCGGGCCCUGAGCUCUGGGUUACAGACAGAGAACCUGCAGAGUCUGACAGAGGGGCUGCUGGAGGGGACCCAUGCCUUCCAGAGCUUAGUCCAAGGUCGCCUGGGGGAUUGUGCUGAGGCCCCUGCUGAUGUCCUCAGUGCUGCUGUGGAGCUAGUGCGUGAUGCCCGUGCCCUCCUCUUCUGGCUUAACAGGUAUCUCUUCUCCCACAUAAACGACUUCUCGGCCUGCCAGGAGAUUGGGGAACUGUGCGGUGAGCUGGGCCAGGCCUUGCAGGAGGACUGGCCAGCAGCUGAGAAGGAGAGCACAGUCCUGAGAAUCUGUGGCCAGGUGGCCAGGAUCUGCCACACCAUCCUGAGCUGCUGCCCAGAGGAGCUGCUGCAGCAGAGAGCUGUGCUCGAGCAGGUGCAAUUGGAUGAUCCUUUGGGCCUAGACAUCCAGACCACCAACAACUGUCAGCACUUUGUGUCCCAAGUGGGCAGCCAGGUCCCCACUGAGUCCCGACUGCGGAUUCUGCCUGGAGACGAGAUUGUCCAGAUCAAUGCGCAGGUGGUGGUGGGCUGGCCCAGGAAAAACGUGGUGAGGGAGCUGCUUCGGGAGCCGGCCGGGGUGUGCUUAGUGCUGAAGAAGAUCCCCGUGCCGGAGAGCCCUCCAAAGACGCCCCCACAGGCCCUGGACUGUCCACAUCUGAAGAGCCAGUCACCAUCUUUGGCUCCCCUGUCUCCCAGUGCCCCAUCCAAAGACAUCUUUGCCUUCGACCUGACUUCAAACCCAAGUCCUGGGCCCAGCCCUGCCUGGACAGGCUCCACCACCCUUGACCCUGAUCUCCUGCCUAUCCCUUCUGUGCCCCCAGCUGCACCCCUAGGAGGGGUGGCAGAGACUCCUGAGAUUACAGAACCCCCAGGACUCCCUGACAAGAGUCCUGUCCUUGGUCGGAGGAAAUCAAAAGGCGUGGCAACACGGCUCAGCCGCCGGCGGGUGUCAUGCCGGCAACUGGGCCGACCGGACUGCGAUGGCUGGCUCCUGCUGCGCAAGGUACCUGGUGGCUUCAUGGGCCCACGCUGGCGCCGUUGCUGGUUUGUGCUCAAAGGACAUACACUCUACUGGUACCGCCAGCCCCAGGAUGAGAAGGCUGAGGGCCUCGUCAAUGUCUUCAACUAUAGUCUGGAAAGUGGACAUGAUCAGAAGAAAAAAUAUGUGUUCCAGCUCACCCAUGAUGUGUACAAACCCUUCAUCUUUGCUGCUGAUACCCUGACAGAUCUGAGCAUGUGGGUGCGCCAUCUCAUUACCUGCAUUUCCAAGUACCAGUCUCCAGGCCGGGCCCCCACUCCCCGAGAGGAAGACUGCUACAGUGAGACGGAGGCAGAAGACCCUGAUGAUGAGGCUGGGUCCCGCUCAGCCUCGCCCAGCCCAGCUCGAGCUUGGAGUCCACUCCAUGGCGACACAUCCCCUGCAACCACCCCCACACAGCGCAGCCCCUGGACCUCCUUUGGCUCUCCAACAGACAACAGUGAAGGGGAGCUGGAAGGAAUGGUAAGGGGCCUGAGGCAGGGUGGCGUUUCCCUCCUGGGCCAGCCACAGCCCCUGACUCAGGAACAGUGGAGGAGUUCUUUCAUGCGGCGCAACCGAGACCCCCGGCUCAAUGAGCGAGUGCACCGUGUGCGGGUGCUACAGAGCACACUGAAGGCAAAACUGCAGGAGCUUCAGGCCCUGGAGGAAGUGCUAGAUGACCCUGAGCUGACUGGAGAGAAGUUCCGACGGUGGAAGGAGCAGAACCAAGAGCUAUAUUCAGAGGGUCUGGGGGCCUGGGGAGUGGUCCAGGCUGAGGGAAGCUCCUGUGUCUUGACCUCUGACUCCAGAGCUCAAUCCCCCCAUCCCCUGCCCUCUGACCCCGAGGAGCACGCCCAUCUUUUCUCUGUGACCUCUGACCCUGGCCAGCAUCCUAGUGCCUGACCUUUGGCCCAAGAAACACCUAAACUCCUGCCUCUGAUAUGUCUAGGGUUGAGUGUCCCUGGAUUAUCCUGACGGCAGAAGCAGCACUAGUCCAUGGUCUUGCCUCUGCCUGGGCUCCCAUCACUCCCGCCCCUCUCCCCUCAGAGUGGGAUAAAGUGAGCUUUGUGCCGCCAUUUCCCCUUACCAAAGAAACUAUCCCACCCCAUCCUCAGAUCUAUGGGGCUCCCCUAGUUCUCCCGCAAAGUAUGUCUGUACAAAUGUUCUUUAUUUUACAUAAGGGGCACUUUCCAACCAAAUAAAAUCAGUUUC
Messenger RNA from Nycticebus coucang (slow loris), 2540 nucleotides. It is a transcript of the gene CNKSR1, whose product is annotated as connector enhancer of kinase suppressor of Ras 1. Bases 81 to 2231 code for a protein of 716 amino acids. The transcript is spliced from 21 exons. NCBI's taxonomy places the organism in Eukaryota, Metazoa, Chordata, Mammalia, Primates, Lorisidae. The record is from RefSeq and is a predicted model, not a curated record. Gene Ontology annotation, molecular function: protein binding.